Molecule: messenger RNA, 2262 nt
Organism: Armigeres subalbatus
Lineage: Eukaryota; Metazoa; Arthropoda; Insecta; Diptera; Culicidae
Exons: 2
Biological process (GO): DNA integration
Molecular function (GO): nucleic acid binding
Source: RefSeq, a predicted model, not a curated record
AUGAGCUUGCGUAAAUGGACAUCGAAUUCUCCAGCAAUUACAGCCCACAUACCAGCAGAGCUACGCGAUGAACGAACUACAUUUUCACUGGACUCGUCUUCCGCUCCAAUCAAAACAUUGGGGCUCCAAUGGCAACCGGUGGACGACGUGUUUCGAUACUCUGCUCCCAAAUGGUCUAAUGAAGGGCCAAUUUCUCGACGAAUCGUUCUAUCGGAUACGGCUCGUCUCUACGAUCCUCUCGGUCUUGUCGGCCCGGUUGUGGUGCUCGCUAAACUUUUCGUUCAGGCUCUCUGGCGAGCUAUGAGGAAUUGGGACGACCCGUUAAACGAAGCCGGACAACAUCACUGGUUGCAGUUCCGUAACAGUUUAGAUGGGCUAUCGGCGAUUAGCAUUCCUAGAUGGGCGAUGCCUGCUUCAGUUCUCGUGUCCACUGAAGUGCAUGGUUUCUGCGAUGCCUCGGAGAAGGCGUAUGGAGCCUGCAUCUAUAUACGCACAGUUUCGACAGACGGAAUGAUCGCCGUUCGAUUGCUGGCUGCCAAAUCCAAGGUGGCCCCUAUCGGCGAUUCCAAAAGGCAGAAGCGCAUCUGUUUACCACGUCUUGAGCUCUCAUCAGCCCUUCUCCUGAGCCAUUUGUACAACAAGGUUCAAACAAGUACAGCGUUGAAAGUCAAGACCAUUUUUUGGACAGAUUCGAUGAUCACCCCCACUGGCUUCGUUCUACUCCAUCACGGUGGAAAACUUUCAUCGCAAAUCGAGUCUCCGAGAGAGAACAGUAUCACUGCCGGUACAAACGAAAUCUUCACGAUUCGAUCGUCAUUUCCGGCACUCGUUCGUAUCGUUGCUCUGCUUCGUCGCUUCAGUCACAACAGCAAGCCAAGUAACCGCACAGAUCGACGGUCAGGUUUUCUUCAAACGUUGGAGCUCAUUGAAGCUUCCAACAACCUUGUUCGACUAGCACAAAACGAAGUUUUCGCUAAAGACAUCGCUGCAGUAGCUACACACGGUCAAGUUGAAACGAACUCGAAACUACGGAACCUCGCCCCGAUUCUCGUUGAUGGGAUUCUACGACUUCAAGGCCGCCUGAGACAUGCGGCUAUCUCCAACGACAGGAAACAUCCAAUUAUUCUGCCAGCUCGACACCCUCUAACGAUUUCGAUUGUUUCGUACUACCAUCUGAAGAACCUGCAUGCUGGACCUCAACUUCUUGCGGCAUGCGUCCGGGAAAAAUUUUGGCCUCCUCGACUUCAGGAUUUGGCACGAAGUGUUGUGCACUCCUGCGUAAGCUGCUUUCGCUGCCGUCCUCGUAAUCUAGAUCAGCUGAUGGGAGACUUGCCUCUUGAAAGAGUAACACCGUCACUGCCGUUCCUCAACAAAGGAGUAGAUCUCUGUGGACCGUUCCAGUACCGCAAAGCUAAGAAGACACCUCCAAUAAAAUGUUUCGUAGCCAUUUUCGUUUGCCUUGUCACCAAGGCAGUACACAUGGAGCUGGUCUAUGACCUCUCCACUUCAGCGUUCAAGGCAGCGCUGCAUCGGUUCAUUUCCCAAAGAGGAAAGCCAAGUCUCAUAGAGUGUGAUAACGCUACAAACUUCCGAGGAGCCGCAAAGGAAUUAAAGGAAUUGGGCAAACAGUUUCGUUCGCAACAGCACCAGGAUGGAAUAGUCCACCAAUGUGCGGACGAAGGCAUAAACUUCAAGUUCAUACCGCCUCGCAGUCCAAACUUCGGUGGUCUGUGGGAGGCGGCAGUUAAGUCCUUUAAGAAUCACUUCCGUCGAACCGUCGGAAACUCGGUCCUCUCUCAGGACGAAUUCGUCACUCUGCUAGCUCGCAUCGAAGCCUGCUUAAACUCGCGGCCGCUGACGCCGCUCUCUUCCGACCCGAACGACCUCGAAGUUCUCACUCCGGGACACUUCCUCGUUCACCGUCCGCUCACUUGCUUCCCCGAACCAGACCUCUCGGAUGUCCCACGAAAUCGAUUGGAUCGCUACCAGCAGAAUCAAGAACUUCUCCGGCGAAUCUGGAAACGGUGGGCAGCAGAUUACCUGUCUGGCCUCCAUCCACGAACCAAGUGGACACGCAUUCGAGACAACGUUAACAUUGGAACGAUGGUGCUUCUAAAGGAAGAUGGUCUUCCGCCUCUUAAGUGGAAGUACGGAAGGAUCUCGAACAUAGUUCGCGGAGACGAUGGCAACAUCCGGGUCGUAGACGUCCGGACAGCAGGCGGAGAAUAUCGGCGCGCAAUCGCCAAGAUUUGCGUACUCCCA